AUGAGGAAUAUCCUGAUUCACAUGGAGGAGCUACAAAAGAAACAGGACCAACCACUUGGGUUCAGUGAGAGACGGGAUCCACAUCAGGAUCGGUUUUUAAAGCAGGUGGUUGAAGCGGUUCAGUUUUGCCACUUGAGAGGAAUCGUCCAUCGAGACAUCAAAGACGAGAACAUUCUAGUUUACAUGUGUACCGGAGAUGUCAAGAUCAUCGACUUUGGAUCUGGGGCUCUUUUGAAGGACAUGGCCUACACAGACUUUGAAGGAACCAGAGUUUACAGCCAACCUGAAUGGAUCCUGCAACAACGCUACGAAGCACUUCCGCUCACCGUCAGGUCUCUGGGCGCCCUGCUGUUUGACAUGGUGUGUGGAUACAUUCCCUUUAAGAGAGACAGAGACAUUGUCCAGGCUAUGCCCGGUUUCACUAAGCAUGUUUCUAAAGGUGAGUUCCUGUGUGUCCAGUAUUUCUGGUAA
This is a messenger RNA of Tachysurus vachellii, 471 nucleotides long. RefSeq names its product serine/threonine-protein kinase pim-2-like. The transcript has 4 exons. Gene Ontology annotation, molecular function: ATP binding; protein serine/threonine kinase activity. Gene Ontology annotation, cellular component: cytoplasm. The record is from RefSeq and is a predicted model, not a curated record. NCBI's taxonomy places the organism in Eukaryota, Metazoa, Chordata, Actinopteri, Siluriformes, Bagridae. Gene Ontology annotation, biological process: regulation of mitotic cell cycle; protein autophosphorylation; negative regulation of apoptotic process. The coding region runs from base 1 to 471 and encodes 156 amino acids.